AUGUUGGCGCACGACGACCACGUCGCCGGGCUUCGCGCGAUGCUCUCCGAGCUUCGGGCACGCUGCCCGACGCUGUGCCCCUCCGUCAUUCCGGAUGGCUACGACGACCGCGAGCGCGGCACCGCGCUCGCCGCGCUCUGCGGCGCGAACGGCGCAGAGGAGCGCGCCGCGCUCGCUGACGUCCUCGUGCGGGCCCGCCGCGGGCAGCAGGCCUGCGCGUUGACGGGCGAGGCGGUGGGCUCGGAGUCGGAGCUCCGCUUCGUCUCGCAGUGGGACCUCGACCCGUCUGGGCUCACGAUGCGGCUGCGCCGCUGCUCGUUUGUGUGCCAGCGGGCCGCGUUGCUGCUCGACCCUCUUCUGGUGCUGGAGCGCUUUGCCGCGCACCACGCCGGGGCCUCGGAGCUGAGUGAGCUCACCGCGCUCUUCUGCACGGCCAACGGCCGCGCCGAGAUGCUCGAGAAGCCGGCGCGCGCACUCGAGUGGCUGCAGCAAUGCUACUCGUUGGCGUAUUCCUGCCGCGUCGUUGCGAGCAGCCUCGGCGAGUGGCGGCUUCAGAGCGAGGAGGGCGCGGAAAUCGGCAGGCCGGUGCACCGGGUCGCGGCGCGCUUGCUUGGUCUCGGCGAAGGCGCGGGGAGGAAGAAGGUCGGCGAGAGGCGCAGCCCGGCGUCCGCAAAGCCUGAGAGGAGGAGGGCAGCUGGGACAACGCCGAGCAAGGCAACGCCGAGGGCAACGCCGAGCAAGGAGCCGCCAAAGGCGACGCCCAAGCGGCAGCGGGCGCCCUCCCAGGGACGUGCGAGCGGCGAGGAGGCUGCGUCGGGAAAGCGGCGUCGCAAGGCGCUAGCCGCGUAG
Molecule: messenger RNA, 849 nt
Organism: Emiliania huxleyi CCMP1516
Lineage: Eukaryota; Haptophyta; Isochrysidales; Noelaerhabdaceae
Exons: 1
Coding region: 1-849 (282 amino acids)
Source: RefSeq, a predicted model, not a curated record